Molecule: messenger RNA, 753 nt
Organism: Hypoxylon trugodes
Lineage: Eukaryota; Fungi; Ascomycota; Sordariomycetes; Xylariales; Hypoxylaceae
Product: BTB/POZ protein
Exons: 4
Coding region: 1-753 (250 amino acids)
Biological process (GO): regulation of proteolysis; proteasome-mediated ubiquitin-dependent protein catabolic process
Cellular component (GO): cytoplasm
Molecular function (GO): ubiquitin protein ligase binding
Source: RefSeq, a predicted model, not a curated record
AUGGCUAUGACACUUGAGGACGGAGGAAAGAAGCUCCUCGAGAGCGGCUAUCUCGCUGAUGUUACUGUUGAGUGUGGCAACCGUGUCUGGAAGCUCCACAAGGUUGUUCUCGUCACUCGCUCGGAGUGGUUCAAGGCUGCCCUCUCUGGCGACACCCAGGAGGCCAAGGACAACAAGAUCGUCAUCCGCGGCCAAGACCCUGAGCACGUCGACUGGAUCAUCAUUUGGAUCUACACCCAUCGCCUCGAGGCUCCCGUCCUCAGCAACCGCGAGACCAUGCACCAAGCAUGCCUCCAGCUCUACCUCACCGCGGACGUCUUCGCUCUCGCCGGCCUCCAGAAGUCCCUCAAGACACGCAUCAAGCACCAAAUGCUUCUCGAGCUCUCGAUGACCAUGGACAAGUUCGUCCCGGGCAAGUACUACGCCCACGCCGCCGACGAGACCAAGGCCGCGUACAUCGGUUUCUUCCGCGGAGUCCACGAAGCCUUCCUUGAGGACAUCGACUGGGCCAAGCGUCAGUACGUCAAGUUCGUCGCUGCGACUAACUACGGCCUCUUCUGCAACAACACUUUCCGCGAUUGCUGCAAGGAGAUUCCUGAGUACUUCGACAGCUUGGUUGACGGUUUUGUUAUCACCGCCACCAACCCCCACUGGAACGCCUUCGUUCCCCUGGAUAACUCUCACGAUGCUCUUCUCGAGCUCUUCAACGCUGUUAACGGCGUUCAGAACCAUCGCUUGAUGCGUGAGGAUUAA